Molecule: messenger RNA, 670 nt
Organism: Phycomyces blakesleeanus NRRL 1555(-)
Lineage: Eukaryota; Fungi; Mucoromycota; Mucoromycetes; Mucorales; Phycomycetaceae
Exons: 2
Coding region: 29-352 (107 amino acids)
Biological process (GO): translation
Cellular component (GO): mitochondrial large ribosomal subunit; ribosome
Molecular function (GO): structural constituent of ribosome
Source: RefSeq, a predicted model, not a curated record
AAGAAAAGAAAAGAAAAAUUAACGUAUAAUGUUGAGAGCAUUCGGACAAUUUUCUGGCAUUGCCAAACGAUUCUCUUCUACAGUUGCCACCCCCGCUCCUUACUUCAUUUCCCGGACAGCUAACCAGGGACUUCCUGUCUACACCGAGAUCAAGAACGGCGGUACUCAGAAACUGACCAUUGUUCGUCGCAUUGAAGGUGAUGCCGAAGUAUUGAUGCACGAGAUCCGCGCCUUGUUCCCCAAGGAUGCUCCUAAGAAUAUUGUCAGAGUCAACCCCACCAACAACCAGGUUAUCAUCAAGGGUAUUCACGGAAACGAAAUUAAGCAAUGGUUGAUCGAGAAGGGCUUCUAAAAAAAACUGAACAAAAAGAAUGAAAGAAAAAGAGAUUAUGACAACGACAAAAAAAACGAAAAGGUGAAAAUCCUUCGCUUCAUGUGAAGGUUUUUGACAUGUAAAUACAUUUGGAAAGUUUCAAAGGCAAAAAAAAGAAAAAGAAAGAAGGGACAAAACAAUUAUAAUAUAAGAAGAGGGAAGAAGACAAGCUUAUUCUUGAUUUUAUAAAGGAGCGACUUGUCAUUAACCUCCAUGAAGAUGUAAGGUACUUAGUUGUUUGAGUUAUGUCUUUUUUUGUUGUAAAAAAAAAGAUAAAAAAAAAACAUGGUGAUCAAU